UUUAUCUUUGCAUGUUUUAUACAUAUUAACGAUGUAGUUUAAGCGAAAUGAUGUUAAUCACAUAACACGUUAUAUAACGCUGUCACAUCUGAAGAUCGCAUUUAUGCUGCGACAGAAUAAAUAAUCUUAUUUAUUCGUCGUGAUACGCGAAUGGUUUUUACUGCGACGGUCAUAAUAUACUGAUCGCUCGAGGCUUAGCGAUGCUUGAGACACGCAUAUCGACGCACACACAAAUAUGUGUGCCACGUGACGACCACUUAUCGGAGCGGUGUCAGUUGUCAGGCUAGCUCGCUUCCGCGAAGCUCAGUGUCGCGAGAUCAGUGAGUGCGACUUCUUCGUGAUGGAGUCGGGAACUUUGGCGAGAAUAUUGCAUGACUUCUUCACGACUGUCGACGGAGAACUGAGUCUUUCCAAAGGACAUUAUUUCCUGAUACAUGAGAUACUGGACAAACAUUGGUGCUUGGGUCAGUCUCAAGACAGGAUUGGCAAGUUUCCUUUGAGUCACCUACAUAAAGUGGACAUACCUGAGUUUAAUGAGACAGAAAGACUGUUUGUAGCUGUUGCUGACUUUCCUGGGCAGGAGACAGGAGACUUAUUCUUUACACAAGGGGAGCUUAUAAUUGGGACAAGAGACAUAGGCUCAGGAUGGUGCGUGGGCAGAACAGGUUCUCGUACUGGAAUUUUUCCUACAACACAUACGUGGGAACUCGAUAUAACACUAAUAAAGAAAACAUCAAGAAAAAAAUCAAUAAAAAGGAAAGCCAAGGUAAAUACAACAUUGAAAGCACAACUUGAAGAAGAAUUAGAUUUAAUCGCAGGAGAAGUAGUCACUAUCACAGAGAUUUUGGAUGAUGGCUGGUGUCGUGGAGCAACAGAAGAUGGAAAGGAAGGUAUAUUUCCAGAAGGAUUUAUAUCUUAUAUAGAUGUGGAUAAAGAUAUAACCGAUCAAGCUGAAAUAACAAGCUCAGUGAGGAGCAAUUUAGCAUGGUCUACACCUUGCAGUGACAUAACUCACAGUGAUUUCGGUGCAGCUGCUUCCGUGAGCUCAUGUGUACCUGAGGAGCCUGCUCCAAAUUACUUUGAUUUAUUCCCAGAUGCUUUGGCAUCCACCAGCGAUGCAACAGGCGUACAAUGUGAUACUCACGUCAAGUCCAUGGAGAUCAAACCAUACGCCAUAACAUUGUAUCCAUUUAAUGCACAGUUUCCGAACGAACUGAGUUUUGGAGUGGGUGAGGUGGUACAUCUCACUAGGCACAUUGAUUCCGAGUGGAUGGAAGGCAUGAUCGACACAGCUAAGGGCAUUUUUCCAUCGUCUUAUGUUAACGUUAUAGUCGAUUGCGUAGAAACUGCGAAUGAUCAAGUUCAGUCAGAAAUCGAUGUCAUUCCCGCGAAGAAGGACGCUUUAGAACCGGGAGUUACUGUGAAGGUAUUAUACACUUUCGAUGCACAAAUGGACGGUGAUCUGAGUGUUCAGGAGGGUAACGUAGUUACCGUGAUGGACAUGGCGAACGAAGAUUGGGUAAACGUGAAGAAUAAGAACGGUCUGGUCGGUUUGUGUCCGAGAGAAUAUCUGAGCUCAGCAUUCGAUCACUCCUCGAACCAGCGACAAGAAUCAUUAGAGGAUUUGGAAAACUUUGUGAUGAUUAGACAUAAAGAAGAAAACGUUACGACGAACGAGGAACAAAAACCAAAAAGGUUGUCGCAACCGCACAGACCAGCACCACCGGCUCCGGCUCCAGGUAGAGUUCCAUUGCAAAAGGAUCCUGUUCCGAAUGCAGAAGUUUCUGUUCAAGAAGGAAGACGAGGUAACGAGUCCGUAACCGACGGUACGGUUAAUCUAAGAGAGAAGCGUGCGGAUCAACGACAAAACGUAAUUUCGGAACUAGUUAUAACGGAAAAGGAGUACGUCCGUGACUUGAAACUGACGUACGAAACAUUUAACUUGUACGAUCCGAGCUCUCUUAUAUCUAAGGGGAUCGAUGUCGCUACGUUGUUUGGUAAUAUCUUGGAAGUUAUUCACGUUGCCGAGGAGUUAUUGGAUAUGAUCAGAAAAGCGAUGAAAGGUCGCGAUGAGAGCUUGCAGAUGAUCGGACCUUGUUUCGUGAAAAUGACCGAGAAAUUGAAGACUGUUUAUGUGAAGUAUUGUGGCAAUCAUGAAGCAUCGUUAACUUUGCUGAAAAAGUAUGAGAAUAAUGAGGAAAUUAUGAAGAUAUUUAACAAAGGUAUUGAAACAUUGCGCCAUCAGAUCGCUUGUUUCGAUAUGAGUUCCAUCCUGAUAAAACCAGUUCAGAGAAUAUUGAAGUAUCCUCUCAUAUUGUAUGAAUUGAUUAAGUGCACGGAGGACGAUCAUCCGGAUAAAGCAACUACAGAAGAAGCGUGGAAGGCAAUGACGAACGUCGCCAGCUACAUUAACGAGUACAAACGUAGGAAGGACAUCGUGUCCAAAUAUUUGGACAAUGAUAACACGCUAAUCAGCAAAAUGUCGAAAUUAAGCAUGCACUCUGUAGCGAAGAUGUCUACAAGACUGAGCACGAGAUUGUCGGCGAGUCUCGGCUUGACAAACGUCGCGUGCGACGUUCAAUUCGAAGAGCUCGAGAAGCAAUUUCGAUCUAUUGAGAAAUGCACGUGGCAACUGGCGAAGGACGUCGAACAAUGCACCAUGCAUUUAAGCGAGGAGGCCAUGUCCGGGGAUGUGAUAGCCGAGUUUUUGGGUCACUACUAUCAAGGAACGCCCACUUCCGACGUGAAGAAAUUACAAGAUAUAAGAUCCACCAUUUGGACUCAAUACAUGCCAGAUUUUAAAUCGUGCGUCGAGAAGAGAGUUAGCGUGCCGUUGCAUUCGUUAGCGACGCUGUUAGAAGGGCCGGCGGUUCUGAUAUCGAAGAGGCAUGAUAAAUUGCUGGAUUACGACGCUGCCAUUUCUAAGAGUGAGAAAUAUAAAGAAUCAAAAAUUGUGCAAGAAGAGUUAUUUACUGCGAAGAGUAAUUACGAGGCACUGAAUCAGCAAUUGUUGGAGGAAAUGCCUAUAUUGCUAGACUCAUCGGCAAACAUUCUAGUUAAUUGCAUAAGUGCCUUCGCUGGAGCUCGGAAGUUGCUGAGCGGCAGAGUUACCAAGCAAUAUCUGACGCUCUGCGAGUCAUUACCGCACUUGUCGUCACAGGACGUGCUAGAAUCGUUCCUCGUCAACCACAAUUUAGUAUGGAAUCAAAUAAAACGUUUCACGUUCGCCGGUACGAAUCCUCGAGUAGAAGACGAGGGUCAGGCUCAAGUCUGCGUACAAUCCGAUAGGCAGAGAUCCCUACUCAAAGAAAAAUACACAGCCGAUAAAUUGUACACAGUGGUCGACGACGUCGCCAGCACGUCCGCGUUGGACGUAGCUGCUGCAAGAGGUACAUUGAUCGCCGUCAUAAAGAAGCAAGAUCCCAUGGGAGACUCCUCGAGAUGGUACGUCGACACCGGAGUCACUCAAGGAUUUCUGCCGUCUCAAAAACUGAAAUUGGCUCAGCAGAGUCAACCGCGCGAUUGCACCGCGGCGACGUCCAUCGCUGCAACUAGGAAGAGCCCUCCAAAUUUGAUGUCAUUGGAUUCUCCGGAGAAAGAGAUCCCGAAGACAUCUCAGUCACAUCUACAGGAUUUGCUCUCGUUAGACAUCAGUAAAGAAUCGAGAGUGGGUCACACUUACGGUAACAUCCCGGAAACGCCAAAGGUUCAAAUAUAUCAGAAUAUAAACAGCGAAUUUUACUAUGCGAUGUAUGAUUUCGCUGCGAAUAUACCAGGCACAUUAUCCGUUACGAAUGGCCAAGCCUUGAGACUGAUUAGACCGCACGACGAGAAGGGAAACGACGAAUGGUGGCUCGUAGAGAAUCGCGAAGGCAAGCAGGGGUAUGUUCCUCGAAAUUAUUUACAAUCUUCAGCUAAACUGAAAUAAUAAUGAUGAAAUCAAAUCAUGUCACGUUUAUAUACGGUAUUGCUAUUCAGUUUUAUUUAAAAUUAAUUUUAAAAUUAAUCGUUUAUUAGUAGAGCUAUAUUAUCGAAGUAUUUUGCGCAGCUCUAUCCAACGUUUUUUACCUAUUUUAAACUGAAGUUUUAAUCUGAUCUGAUUUAGCCUAAAAAUGAAACAGACUCUUAUAUUAAGUAAAUAUCAACGAGCUAAUGCUCAACGAUAACUUUCGUAAUUCCCUUUUUAGUACUUAGAUUUGUACAUGUCUGAUGUUUAUAUACUCUUUAAAAUUUUUACACAUACAUAUUGAUGUUGUCCAGUUGUUACAUGUGUGUAUAAAUGUACAUAGUGUGUUACCGGGAGCAAACUGUUUCUUCUGUGAUUGUCGUUAUUUUCAAGUACGAAGUAUGAAGUCAGUGAUCGAUAUUGUGACACAGCAAUAAUGCGUAUAUUCUUGCCUAACAAGAUAAAGUUCUGAACGUUUAUUAUGUAAGGAGUGUUGCGUACCUAUCGAAUAUAUAUAUACACACACACACACUGAUGAUCAAUCUUUCUACUAGCAGCAUAUUUUACUUCACAUUUUCCUCUACACGAUUUUGCUAAUCUUUAUAUCGAAUUUGCAGCCACAAUUCUGGAAAUAUAUUUGUAUAUAAAGAGUGUUGUAAUUUCCGAUAAAUUAUAUGCCAUUUAAAAAAUAUGAGUAUAUUCACCAUGGAAAUAUUAAUAAAAAUAUAUGGAGAACAUUAAUUAAUUCUUUAAUUUAAAAUAUGUGCUUUUAAAUCCCUUCGCCAAUAAUCUCUGUCUGCAAUGUCCCUCACUGAGUGUUUGUAUCAAAGGAAGAAUAUUAUCAUGUCAUUUUUAUGUCACGACGAGCUGUUCGGAAUUUAUAAAAUUUUAAUUAUUUCAUCUUUGAAUCUCUUUUGGUCUUUGUUAUGUUCGUUAUUAUUUCAAAAUAAAUUAUUUAAUUCGGUC
Harpegnathos saltator (Jerdon's jumping ant) is the source of this 4912-nucleotide messenger RNA. RefSeq names its product dynamin-binding protein. Gene Ontology annotation, molecular function: guanyl-nucleotide exchange factor activity; protein binding. The record is from RefSeq and is a predicted model, not a curated record. Bases 341 to 3928 code for a protein of 1195 amino acids. The transcript is spliced from 9 exons. Gene Ontology annotation, cellular component: cytoplasm. Lineage: Eukaryota; Metazoa; Arthropoda; Insecta; Hymenoptera; Formicidae. Gene Ontology annotation, biological process: intracellular signal transduction.